GUGCUCAAGGUUUGACACCUAACACUAUCUUAGUGUGCUUAAAAUGACAUAAACCACACCGUAGGACAUUCAAAAAAAGAUUUGAAAGAACUAGCUACAUAAUGUCUUAAUUUAUAUCUAGGAUUAGAGCUAGUCUACAACAAGGGCUUAUUAUAAGAUUGGACUAACAGCACCUGCUGAUCAAUUUUGUUUUGUUUUUAACCUUUUGAAAGUGUUGAUCUAGUUAUUGUACCAUGUAAUGAUUUUGUAUGGCAGUAUAGUCUUUAUAGUUUGCUUUUAUGAAGAACAACAGAUGUGAAUGUGAAGUCUAUUAAAUAUAUUUGCACAUGGCUGUUUGAGUGCAAAUGUAUUUCAACAGAUCCAGCGCAUCCAGAACAUGAAUCUUCGACGCUUAUAUGAGGGGCGUAAAAUAGAGCUGGAGAACAGAAAUGAUCCCAGUGUGAGAGCAGGAGAGAUGAUCCUUUAUCACGGCACGUCAGAGGCAUCCUGCUCAUUAAUCAUGAAGUCAAACUUUAAUCGCAAUUUUGCUGGGCAAAAUGCCACCGUCUACGGUCAUGGGACGUACUUUGCUGUGAACGCCAGCUACUCUGCCCAAGAUACCUAUGCGGUUCCUGCAGCAGACGGGACUCAGCUCAUGUUUGUGGCUCGUGUGCUUACGGGUAAUUACACUCUGGGUAAAGCGGACAUGAGGACGCCCCCUGUUCGUGUGGCACCUGACCUCUGUUAUGACAGUGUGGUGGAUAAUGUGCAGAAUCCCACCAUGUUUGUGGUUUUCCACGACUGCCAGGCUUAUCCAGACUACCUCAUCACAUUCAAAUGAACUUCAACAAAAAACAACUUGUCUUGAGAGCUAGAAGAUUUAUAAACGUUAUUAGUUAUAUAGUUGAUUUUACAUUUAAAUGUAAUCAUUUAGGGGAUACUUAUAUUCAGAGGGUUUGAGUUAGUUACCUGUUUUUACCUUAUGCCACAACUAACUAGUGCUCAGCAGUUAUGAGUGUAUUAGUGAUGCAUAUAAUUCAGAUUAUGCAACUUAAUGAUAGCAAAUAAAAAUGAAUGGUUUCAGAAAAUCUUGAAAUUCACAAGAACGCAUGAGCAGAAAAUGUGCAAUAUUAAUUGACAUAGCUAUCUUUAGAUUAUGGAACAGUACCAUAUGAAAUACUCCUGUGAGUCACACAUAGUUAUAGUCUGACGGAGAAAGAUUCAUCUGUCGCUUGUGCAAAUCACAGAAGUGAAAUGCAGCUAUGUAUAUAGCUUCGGGCCAAUCGAUUCAUCACUCCAGGAUAAAAACAGGGCUCUUUAAAAUGCGAUUUGUUCGUAUUCCAACUCUUCCUUCUUAGUUCUCAUGUCUGCUUCAGGCUCCUCGUUAUCAGGAAGAAACCAUUUGACGCUGUUUUUGGACGAAAUGUAGGAGUUUGCGCAAUUUGCCGACAAAUUCUUUCUAUCAUUAACCGGAAGUACUUUUGGGAAACCUAUGAAUCUAUGAAAACUGUCUAUAUUGUAACAAAAAACAGUUGUUCGUUUCUUAUAUUAUUUGACUAAAUUUCAGUACAAUCUUUUUUUUUUAUAGAUUGUUUGUUAGCUAUACUUUAACAAAUUUACAAAUAGAAUAUUCAAAUCUCCGACUGACUUGACAUUAUUGUCAAAAUGUUUGAAAUUCAAAAUCCCUCUAACAAAAGCAGUUGUGAUGUUUGCUAAUGAAUUGUGAUUUUUUUUUUUUUGUUUGUUUCCUGUCCUUAUCACAAGCACCUUGAGAAGCUUAUACAAAUGUACAAUAUGAUAAAUUUGUCAUAUUGGCUCACCUCAUGCUGUUCACGCGUCUGUCAGUAAAGCUCUGUAAAGUCAUCAUAAAAGUAGUCCACGUGACUUGUGUGCAUUAUUCAAAUUCUUAGUUUGGCUAUAUGAUUUUUGUGUGACAAACAGGCCCAAAGUUACAUUUUUCACUGAAAAUCCUCUCUAUCAUAGCAUAAUAGAGCUUAGUUGCCAUUUUGAAUUUACACUUCCUUCAGCCUGUACUGUAAAAAAAUGACCGUUAAUUUAACGGUAAAAUACUGUAAAAAUGCUUUACAGUAUAAACCUGUUAAAUGGCUUACGGUACGCUCCCCUACAAUAUACAGUGAAAAACUGUAUUGGACAUUACAUUUAAUUUUAUGGUAGUAUACCUAUUUUCUAAGUGAAAAAAAAAGAAUGUAUAAUUUACAGUAAAUAACAGUAAAUUGACAUUCCCAGAAUUCCCUGCAUUAAAUUUCAAAUUUGAUGUUUGUUUUUUUUAAUGAUAUAUGUAUAUUAUUUAUUUCAUAAAUUUAACAAUGAUUUAACAAUGUUUAAAUAUUUUAUUAUUUCAGUUUCAUGUGUGUUACUAUGAUGGUGUUUAUUGUUUGUGUGAAUGACGCUGUGCAACUUCUAUACAAGUAAAUAUUUUAAAGUUGCUUAUGAUGAGCUUUGGUUCAUCAUGUGACUUUCUCAUCACCACCUGCUUUUGGAGGUUAUCAGUGUAUUACAAAGGUACAAAACAGAUUUCAAUACUUCAAUAGGCUGUUAUAUUAACAUUAAAUUGGUUAAUGAAAUUACAGUAUGUAAAUUUAAGUUAAAACCGUAAAACCUAAAAUGUUGCUACUGUAUUUUUUUUACGGCACCACAGCUGCCAGUUAGUUACCGUAAAUUAAGAUUUCUUUAUUUUUUUUUUUUACAGUGUGAGGUUUAUUAAUUUCAUUUUUUUGUGAAGGCAUUUACAGUUGCCUAAAAUUUAACGUUCGGGGUUUUUGUUAUUAAAAACAAAUAAGCAAGCCCAGCUUAGGUGACAAAAACGCUUUAACACAAAAGUAACGUGAUGCAUUACUUUCCAUAAAAAGUAUCUAGUAAUGCAAUUAGUAACUAUAGUAACGCAAUAUUGUAAUGCAUUACUUUUAAGUAACUUUCCCCAACACUGAUCCUGACUAAGGCUACAUGUUAAAUUACAAAACAUUCAAAACUUUUAUCCAUCUGAACUUGUGCACACGAUUUCAGAACUUUCAUUUUCUUUUUUAUUUCUCAUGCAAAGCUAUGUGGAAAUAGAGUGCACAAGUCCUACUGACUUAGCUUGACGGAUGUGGUGGAUUAGAGUUGUGUCAGGAAAGUGCAUACACACAUGGGUGAGUUAGCAUGACCAAGCUUUAAUUUGUGGGUGAAUUAUUGAUUUAAUGUGGGUAAGGAAACAAUGUUGCUACCGUGUUAAAAUGAGUCAUGUAGUGUAAUUAUAGUGACGCAGUAAAACAACGUUUUAUCUUAUAUUUCAUCUGCACUCACAUGCCCUGAUACGUCAUCAAGGCCUUCCCGCACUUUGAGUCUGGCGCUCUUCCAACAAAGCAGAGCAAGUGCAAACAAACUGGAGGUGAGAAAAAUUCAUCUUAUCAAUAUACAAAAAUGUUUCAGUGGAAAGAUGAUGAAACCACUGUUUACAAAUUUCACUGCACUGUAGUUAUUAACUGAUUAGAUGCGGUGUGUGUGUGUCCCCGAGGCUUUAUUUUAUAUAAAUAUUUUCAUUUUGUUGCAGAAUGAAAAUUAAUCUUUUAGACAAUAUUGUUUUUGUGUAAGCUACAGUAUGUAUAGAAAAUGGAACAUAUUUAUAUUUCAUUACUAAUAAUUAUUUUCUUCUCCCUCCUUGUAUAAUGCGAUCGUUUACAAAACUGGUCCUUGUGUUGUCACUGAUGUGAAUGUUUUUUUAUUUUUUUCAUUUCAUUCUAUCAUUUAAAGAAUAUAAGAGCUUACAAACUAAUGAUACAUGAAUUUUUAUAGACAAAAUAAUUUGCAAUAAUGGGGGAAUGGGGACAGUGUGGGUGACCGUAUAUAUAUUA
Messenger RNA from Onychostoma macrolepis, 3830 nucleotides. Its product is annotated as protein mono-ADP-ribosyltransferase PARP15. Lineage: Eukaryota; Metazoa; Chordata; Actinopteri; Cypriniformes; Cyprinidae. The transcript is spliced from 2 exons. The record is from RefSeq and is a predicted model, not a curated record. Gene Ontology annotation, cellular component: cytoplasm; nucleus. The coding region runs from base 377 to 820 and encodes 147 amino acids. Gene Ontology annotation, biological process: negative regulation of gene expression. Gene Ontology annotation, molecular function: NAD+ poly-ADP-ribosyltransferase activity; transcription corepressor activity.